Molecule: messenger RNA, 735 nt
Organism: Pyrus x bretschneideri (Chinese white pear)
Lineage: Eukaryota; Viridiplantae; Streptophyta; Magnoliopsida; Rosales; Rosaceae
Product: DNA-directed RNA polymerases II, IV and V subunit 6A
Exons: 6
Coding region: 120-554 (144 amino acids)
Biological process (GO): DNA-templated transcription
Cellular component (GO): RNA polymerase III complex; RNA polymerase II, core complex; RNA polymerase I complex
Molecular function (GO): DNA binding; DNA-directed RNA polymerase activity
Source: RefSeq, a predicted model, not a curated record
UUGCCACACCUGAUCGUUCAAAAACCUUAUUUCAAACCCUAAUCCCUUCCCACAUUAUUCCAGGCGCUCUCUCUCGAAAGUUCAUAAACCCUAAACCAGAACUUCUUCACCCAUCAACAAUGGCGGACGACGACUACAACGACGUUGACAUGGGAUACCAGGAUGAGCCUCCAGAGCCCGAAAUUGAAGAAGGGGCAGAGGAGGAGGAUGUUGACAAUUUGAACAAUGAUGAUGUUGCAGGAGAUCCCAUCGAAGCCGAGGAGAAGGAAGAACAAGAGGGGGUGGAACGGCCUCGGAAAACCUCGAAAUAUAUGACCAAGUACGAGCGUGGUAGAAUCUUGGGUACCCGUGCUCUGCAGAUUAGCAUGAAUGCCCCUGUUAUGGUUGAAUUGGAGGGCGAGACUGACCCGCUUGAGAUUGCUAUGAAGGAGCUUCGUGAGCGGAAGAUACCAUUCACCAUACGCCGCUACCUGCCUGAUGGAAGCUAUGAAGACUGGGGCGUAGAUGAAUUGAUCGUCGAAGACUCCUGGAAGAGGCAGGUGGGAGGUGAUUGAUCAGAUAUCGUUUAUGCAUGGAAAAUGGUUUCCGAUGUCUAUAAGUAUUAGGAAGAUCUCUCUUUUGGCACUGGACCUAUGAACUUACUAUGUUGGAAGACUUAAAAACUUUUUUGGUAAAUAUGUUGAAACAAUGCUGAGACACCCCAGCAAUGUAGUUCAUCAAGUGUGCUUAUUUUCA